Molecule: messenger RNA, 1038 nt
Organism: Hymenoscyphus albidus
Lineage: Eukaryota; Fungi; Ascomycota; Leotiomycetes; Helotiales; Helotiaceae
Source: the annotation of a GenBank genome assembly
AUGGAUGACCAAAACCCCUCCUCUGCGACUGUCCGUGAACCUCCUCAGUCUUUGUCUUCCGAUCUUGUCCUCGUAUCCUCUCCAUCAGCACAAAACAAGUCUCACGAACCAACGCUAGACAACAACACUCCGAGAACCCUUCAAGAUUGCUUGCCAUCUGUGUCUCGCAGAACCAGGCCACGCAGAACCUUUCAUAAGUUCAAUUGUCUGCCCCUAGAGCUUAAGUGCUUGAUUUGGGACUAUUCAUAUGAACAAAGAAUGGUUGAAGUACGUCUUAACCCCCUCUCUGACCAAAACGGCAUUCACGACUUCGUCUCCACACAUCACAAUCCCUCAGUCCUGCAUACCAACAAAGAAUCACGCAAUCACUAUCUCGGAAAGUUUAUUCGUUUGGGUAACUCAACAAGUCGCAAUGAUAUCUACUUCCAUCCAGAGAUCGACAUAAUCUACAUCAGAAAUCUUGAAGAUCACAACCCUCAGUUGAACGCUGCUGGUUUGCACGCCGAAGAAGUAGUGAGACGCAUCCCAAACAAGGAAAAGAUUAAAAACCUUGCAGGCGACUGGUGGUUUGCUGAAGGAAACAUAGAAGGAUUGGAUAACCAUGAAUUUAACAUUCUAUCCUGGGCUUUCCACUUUCCCUCUCUCAAACGACUCUUCCGAGUUGAGGAGUUCAACUAUGAAGCUUAUUGCUUCGGCUCGGACUUCAUUGACCAUGAACAUAACGAUGUGCACCGAGAGAUUAAUUUCGGAGACAACCUGACCGAAAAACGAACAUACUUCACCGCCAUUGGUCACAGCAGCUUUUUCAAUGAAGACCACAACGAUGUCGGCCUUUCACUGGAUAUGGUAUCUCAUUUCUUGGAAAAGAGGCAAUUGAUCACAUGUAGGAAGAAGUGGGAGAGAAUGUUGGAAGAUAUCGUAAUGCUAGGAGGAUUGGGCGAACCGUGGACUUCAGCAGUGGCACCUCCUAUUGAGGAAUUCUAUGAUGUUCUUGCAUUCACCUGCCACAUCCCAGCGGAAGAUUAUUAUUGUUACUGA